Messenger RNA from Carya illinoinensis, 861 nucleotides. RefSeq lists its product as uncharacterized. NCBI's taxonomy places the organism in Eukaryota, Viridiplantae, Streptophyta, Magnoliopsida, Fagales, Juglandaceae. The coding region runs from base 409 to 861 and encodes 150 amino acids. The transcript is spliced from 3 exons. The record is from RefSeq and is a predicted model, not a curated record.
AUCAUCACGUCCAUCAAGUACCUUUAUAAUCAAUCCUCUUCUUCCUGAGGCAGCUGCAAUGAAGCAAUGGUAAUUCUUGAAAAUUAACAAUUACAUAUUAAUGCAUUUUUAUUAGAGUUAUUUAUGUGAUUUAUGUAAUUUACAUGUAUAUUUCAUUUCCUUACAUUAUUAUUCUUUUCUGAAUUUUAAGGGCGGAGAAUAACGAUUUGAUAAUUAGAAGUAUUAUUGCAAGAUCCUUGACCUACCCAUCUGCACCACUGUCAUCUGUUGGUAUUCGGGAAAUUGUGAAGAAUUGUGAUAUUGCAGGGUUGAUUAAGGGUUUACAACCCAUGGCGGUAAAUAUUAUUUUAUUAGUAAUAAAUUAAAAUAUUUACACAAACAUUCAUUCUAAAAAUUGAUUAUAAUUUAAUGCAGAAAGCAAAAUUCUGGAUAAAGGCGAAGGUAAAUGUUAUUGACAUCACCCAAGUUUUUUAUUACAUGUCAUGCAUUGGCUGUAAUAAAGGAACUGGAUAUAAAUACAAUGAAAGCUUCGUUUGUAUGUAUUGCAAAAACCAAGGGGUCUGCAAACCACGUGCUAGGGCAUAUGUUGAACUGGACGAUAACACUGGAAAGCUAGCUGCUACUAUGUUCGGUGAAGUAGCAGAACAGGCACUUGGUUGUUUAACAGUUGAAUUGAUGGAACGUGCUGGAGAGGAAAAUCCACCGUAUGUUAAACGCAUUGCGGACAAAUUAUCAAAAAAAAUUUGGAAGAUUCAAGUCUAUGCAGAUCCAGAGAAACUAAAGGAGAAAAAAUAUAGGCAAUUUAAUGUCCUCUCUAUUGAAGCGGUGGAAGAUGAAGAAAAUGCUGGGUCGUCAUGUUAG